AUGGAAGGGUCCCUCCAACUCCUGGCCUGCUUGGUAUUUGCUGUCCCAGUGGGAUCACUCAUGAGAACUAAAAGAGAUACUACGGGGAAUUUACUCCACACUGAGGGGCACAGCCCGCCAGCGCAGCGCUGGUCCAUGCAGGUGCCCUCGGAGGUGAGCGCAGUGGCGGGCGAUGCAGCAGUGCUGCCCUGCACCUUCACGCACCCGCACCGCCAUUAUGACGGGCCGCUGACCGCCAUCUGGCGCGCGGGCGAGCCCUACGCGGGCCCGCAGGUGUUCCGGUGCGCGGCGGCCCGGGGCAGCGAGCUCUGCCAGACAGCGCUGAGCCUGCACGGCCGCUUCCGCCUGCUGGGCAACCCACGCCACAACGACCUGUCGCUGCGCGUCGAGCGCCUCGCGCUGGCCGACGAUGGCCGCUACUUCUGCCGCAUCGAGUUCUCCGGGGACGUCCACGACCGCUACGAGAGCCGCCACGGGGUCUGGCUGCGCGUCUCGGCAGGCGCACCACGAAUCGUCAACAUCUCGGUGCUGCCGAGCCCAGCGCACGCCUUCCGUGCGCUCUGCACGGCUGAAGGGGAGCCGCCGCCUGCCCUUGCCUGGUCCGGCCCGGCCCUGGGCAACCACUCCGCGGCGGUGCUGGGACAGAGUCACGGAUACCGGGUGACUGCCGAGCUCUCCGCGCUGACCCACGACGGCCGCUACACUUGUACGGCCACCAACAGCCUGGGCCACGCGGAGGCCAGCGUCUACUUGUUCCGCUUCCGCGGCGCCACCCGGGCCUCGGCGAUCGCGCUCCUGCUGGGUGCGCUGGGCCUGAAGGCUCUGCUGCUGCUGGGCGUUCUGGCCGCUCUCGCCACCCGCCGCCGGCUAGAGCACCAGGUCACCCAGGACACCCCUCCGCGGCCCCAGACUCAAGAAUCCAAUUAUGAAAAUUUGAGCCAGAUGAACCCCAGGGGCCCACCAGCUGCCACAUGUUCCCCAUGAGGAGCCCCUCAGCCACCAGCAUCAUUUUGCACACCAAGUGAAGGCCAGCAUGAGGUUUGGUUCCCAGGCAGCCCCCGCCAGGUGACCCCCAAGGUGGCCUUUACUGAACAUCUUUGAGCCCCUGUGAUAAUUAUUCUAGUGGAGCAAGCAUUCUGAAAGUGUGUGUGUGUACAUGUGAACCUCAGCAGGAAACUUCCAGAACAGCUCCCCUCAACCUUAAUUAUCUAGGACAGGAAACCGACCACAAGGUCUGGAGGCCCAGGCUCCAUCCUGCUCUGUCACCAAACUACUGUGUGGACCAGGGCACUUUCUUCCACUCACUGGGUCUCAACUUAUCCACUGCUGAACAGGGAAAACCACAUUUCCCCCCACCCCGGGAAUGGUAGGUCUAUCAAGAUCUGAAGAAAUAACAGAUGUGAUGGGACUUUGGAGAGUAUGAGCCUAUCUCAGGUGUGAGCCUUUGGAUGUGCAGAGUUCCUGGAUGAAUGAAGCCCUCUCAGCAGCCUUGUGGGGAACAAAGCCCACAAGAGAAAACAAAAGAUGGGGGUGUGCAAACUGUGGCCAGAGGAAGAGCAAAUUCUGGAAACCUGGUAGCAUGGGAAGACCUGGAGUCCUACCUUCUUCCAUCACCACUGUGACUGUCCUGCACCCUCUGCCCACCUCUUGCUACCUCAAGCUGGGACCCCAAGGAAAGGAAAUCAAAGACCGUUAUCUCAAAGCAUCUGGAAGCUUUAGUCUCAGGGACUGAAAGCUGGAAGCCCCUAGGAAAGCUCUGGAUCCCCAUGAAUUAAGAAGCUACAAGAAGCAUCUUGUCCCAUGCUUGGAACCCCAGCCACUCCAGAGGCUGAGGCAGGACAGCAAGUUUGAGGCCUAA
Messenger RNA from Marmota flaviventris (yellow-bellied marmot), 1858 nucleotides. The record is from RefSeq and is a predicted model, not a curated record. Lineage: Eukaryota; Metazoa; Chordata; Mammalia; Rodentia; Sciuridae.